AUGGUGUCACACAACCUUUUUGAUGCGAACGCGAACGGAGAAGAGACUAUGUUAAGGUCAGACAAUACAUAUGAAGACGGGCUACUAAGAGGAGGAAGCAAAAUUUGCCAUAGGACUACAUAUGCUGUAAAGAGAAGCAACCGAGAACCUUUGUUUUAUUGCGUGGAGAGUGAAAAACAAAAUGGAAGACGUAAACAUUUUAAUGGCAACUGUGAAAGUCACACUGAUGUAAACAUGUCGAAGAAAAGAAGGGACUCCCUUAAUCCUUUAAAACUGUAUAAGAAGAGUGAAAAUACGCUGUACGUUAGAAGUAAGAGCAGAGCUCCAUUUAACAAUAAAAUGGAAAAAGGAAAAUACAAAUUACACUCUCACAUAUGGAACAUACCUAGUAGACACGUUAGUGGACUACUGGAGCUUGCUUUAAAAUGGAGAAGAAGAUGCUUCUGCGGUUAUUCGAAAAGGAUAAUUUCAUCGAAUCGAAAAAUAUGCCUUAUACAAUUUUUUAUGCCCAUGUCAAAAUGUUGUAAGAAAAAAUUAAACAAAAUUGGAAAUCUUUUCCUAACGCGAAACAAGUUGCAGACAUGUAACCAAGUGAUAAGCAACAUGACUGCUCAUAGACGAAGAGUACCCCCUCGCUUUAGGGUAACACGCGAAGAGAGUUGUGAAAAAAUUAAUGAAGGAGAGGUCUGCCUAUAUGUUUGUCAUUGCACCGUUUUAAAAAAUUACAAUUUGCACGUCAUUUGGGGAAGGAAAAAGAAUAAAAAAGGAAUAAUGGAUGAUUUCCACGACUUAAAAUCAUCCUGUAAAUCAAGCCAUUCUAAGCAUCUUGUUCUUUAUCAUUAUAAUUCUGUGGAGAACCUAAAAAAGGAAAAAAACACACACGUAAUUCCUUUUGCACAGUUCUCCUACACCUCGCACAUGUUAGGGCUUGUUUUUGCCCAACCGACACAUCACUGCCAUCAGUUGCGAGUGAAAAAUGGUGAAAAAAAAACAUGUAAUGUCUUCAGCGUCAAUUUGAUGGCAUCACGAUCGGAGGUACUCAGCCCGAUCCACUGCGGUCCCUGCAACAUGUGUAAAUAUGAAGGGACCUAUAGCCAAGGAAGUGUCUGCAACAUUACAGAAAUGAAUUUCCUUAUUGACCCCAAAUGGAGAAAAUUUAACAUGUAUAUAAUUCCUGCCAAGAGUUACAGUUUUUCAGAUUUGUCCGAACUGAUAGGCGCUGUCAUUCCGGAGCACAUCCCCUUGAAUUGCAAUGUGGGGAUGGGAGAAACAGCGCUUUUCUCUUCACUACAGCACCAGGGGGAGAAACUUUUUUUUUAUGUCCCAUCGUACACGCACAUGAAGAUUCAACCGCAGCGUUUUGUAAAUUUAUCCUUGUUGAACAACCCUGUCAUGCUUGAUAAAAAUUAUCCCCAGUGGAUUGAACAUCCGAAUUGUUAUCUAUGCCCUCCAUCACCUUUGGGAAGAAAAAAAAAAAAAAACGACAAACAUAGCCGCAAGAAAAAUUCCUCCUGCUGUGUAACAUUACCCAAUUUAUGUACUCCUCAUUUGGCCCAUUUGGAAUAUAACAAUUACAAGUGCACACUUGGUAAAGGAGAGAUCAUAUUACAACCGCUUCUGCGCGUAAAGGGCGAAGCGGAUGUAAUUGGACUAAUUACGCAUGGCAAGGCAGAAGUGGUAUAUUAUCCACAAAGGCGAGUGAAUGCACCUGCUAAUGGGAAGCUUUCCCCAGUUCGUGUCAUCGGCGGUAGUGAAAUAUGUUUUUUCAACGAAGAAGGCAUUAUUAGUGGUACACCCUAUGCAUGCAUGUGUGCGGGUCCAUAUCCUUCCUUGACGUCUACCCCAUGGGGAAGGAUGCCUGGUGGAGAUCAAACGGAAGCGACAUCACCCUACUUUGACAAAUUUGUGUGCACGUCCAAAUCGCGUGAACAAUCGCGUGAACAGUCGCGCAAACUCGAGCAUAUUAUAUACACCUUCAUGCACGCGGUGGAACGAAUAAUCUGUUUGGCAGCCUAUUAUUUGUCCUUCUUACACGUUCUUCAUUACAAUGUUUAUUUUUACUUAACCGUUUUGGUAAAGUUUGUAGAAUGUAAGAUGUAUAUGUUGAUCAGAAGGGAAAAUAAAAAAGGGGAUCAUUUGUUCCUCCUUGGCGAAGAAGUAGCACUAGUGGACCAAAUGGAAGAAGAAGAUCAUUUCGAAAAUGGAAAGGUUACAUCAAAAAGGAUGGUAGUUCUCCCUUAUUGCGAUAAGUCACUCGGGAGGGAUAACACCACAAAGAGGAGAGGCAAGGAAUAUCCUUUAGUCGCCAAGUUGUUGCCAAAAGGGCAUAACAAAAAUGGAAGGACUAUUGUGUGUACGAAUUCUAUGCAUACAGAAACUGUCAAGGAAUGUGUGGCCAGAAUGGGGAAAAGUCUUACCAGUGCUUUUGUUCCAAAAAGGGCAACGCCCUGUGCAGACCGUAGACAUUUCAGCAGUGAGCAUAGGCUCACGCGUCCGUGCAAAAAUAAGAACAAGGACGAGAAGAAAGAAAUGUGUAGCAGUAUGAGCAGGGGAACAAAUCUGCAGGAAAAGAGAAACGAAGCAUAUACAUACGAACCCAGUGAAGAGUAUUCCACUUUGGGUAACUCUCCCAAUUAUGAACAACUGGUUAACACCUCUGAUAAGAACCAUUUGUGUAGCUUCUCUUACACCCCCUGCAAAUCGACGUUGUUCUUGUCGAGCAGCUCGAAUAAAAGAUGCUUUAGAAGAAAGGGCACCGAAGGCAAUAGGGGCAGGAGAAAAGGUGGGGAUAAGAAAACAAAUGAUCCAAAAGGUAAUCAAGAAAAGGGAAGAAAAAACAGAGGUUAUGGAAACGAGUCCGACUCACACAUGGAGUCCGAUUCGGAGUCCAGCUCGGGUGAGGAAGAGGAUGAAGAGGAUGAUGAGGAGGAGGAGGAAGAAGAAGAUGAUGAUGAGGAUGAAGAGGAUGAUGAGGUGGAAGAAGGGGAAGAGCACGACGGAGAAGAGGAAGAGGGAGGCGAGUUCGACGUCGAAGAUGAAAACGAGCAAGAGGAGGAGCACGAUGAUGACAAUGAAGACGUCGAGGACAAUGACGGGGCGGAGGACGACGACGAAGAGGAAGAUUACGAAGAAGACGAAUUCGACGUGGACGAGGAAAAUUGUGAUGACGAAGAUGAGGACGUAGAGGAGGAAGAGGAACAGGACGACGACGCGGAUGACGAGGAAAACGAUGAAGAGGGAGAUGAUGACGACGAAGAAGAUGAUGAGGAGGAUGAGGAUGAUGAGCCGGAGGACGAAACCGAUGAGGAAGAACAAGACGAUGAACCGGAUGAGGAGGAAGAGGAUGAGUACGAGGAACCGGAUGGCGAGACGGACGAUGAGGACGAAACAGAUGAUGAUGACGAAGACCAGGCGUAUCACAAAGACAGCAGCAAAAAGAGGAAAAAAAAAGGCAAAAUGAGAAAGGAGCACCAACUUAAAGACGAAGAAGAAUCGGAAGGGGAAAUAAACACAGAAGACGAAAAACACGAUUAUCAUUACAACCAUAGCAACAGCCAUUAUGACAAAAAAAAAAAACUGUACCUGAAGAAAAAAAAUAAAAGGUUUAAGCACAGAUACGUGUACCUCAAUAAUGUAUUCAAAGACAGCGUGUGUAUAAACACCACUAAUGUAUCCAAUUUCAUAACAGUAAGUAAGGACAAACUUACUGCCACGUAUAGCGCCUGGGGAAAACACACAGAUAUUGCGUGUGUUCAGGUAAAUAAAUGUGCAUCCAGGGAUUGUAGCAUAUACUAUUUUGAAGUCGAAGUGUUAAGUUGCUCCAAUUUCUCCAAAAUUGUGAUAGGGAUGACAAGCAAAAAUUACACAAUUAACAAAAACCCAGGAUCUGAAUAUAACUCCUUUGGAUAUAAAAAUGAUGAUGGGAAAAAAAUUAUCGAUAGCAAAUUAGAAAGUUACAGCAAUGGGUAUACCAAGUAUGACAUAAUUGGGUGCGGAAUUAACUAUUUCGACAAUAGUGCCUUUUUUACAAAAAAUGGAAAAUUUCUAGGUAAGGCCUGCAAUGUGAACCCUAAGUAUGAUUAUUAUGCCACUGUUGGAUUGACUACUCUGGGAGAUCGAAUCAAAUUUCAUCUGAACAAUUUCUACUUUGAUAUUUACAAUAUGAUUUACGAAGAAUGCGAAAAGGAAAGGAAAAUAAUAAAGUCCAUUUAUAUUCAGAAAGACAUUUUUACUGAUGUUAUUAAAUCCCAUUUGAUAAAGUGCGGCUAUUUUAAUACGUACAAAUCUUUUGUGGAUUUUGUAGAGAAGCAUAAAAACACUGCUGAUAAUGGUAGCAGCGUCGGGGGGUCGUCCAACACUAAACAAUCCCUGGAUAAGUUCUUUGCGGGCCAAGGGGACGAAACGAAAAAGGACGAAAUAAAGAAAAAUGAAAUAAAAAAGGAUGAAGUAAAAAAGGACGAAGUGAAAAAGGACGAAGCAAAAAAGGAUCAAGUGAAAAAGGAUACAGCCAAGGACAAACCCACGUGCGACCCCCCACAGAGCGCAGACUAUACACCCAGCACCAGUCUUCAAAGUAGCCAAACAAAGUACGAGGACCCCCCAACACACCUUUCACAAACUCAAAGCAACGAGAACAAGCACGAUGAUGGGGAAGCCGAAAAACGGAAAGGCGAAGCGGCAGAAGCCGCAAAUGAUCAGAUUCAGAAGGCAGAUGAGUCUCUAUCCAAAACUUGUACUCGCACCAGUGAGGCACCGAAAGAUGCGAGCCCGCAAAAAAUGGAAAGGAAAAAUUCCACGGAGGAUCAAAAUGACGAAAAGGAUAAACACGAUUUUAACAAAUUUCUUAUUAACUACCUAGACGCGUAUGAAAAGCUGAACAAGGAAGAAAGGGGUCAAAGCAAGGACAAAACGGAAGAGACAAAGCAAGGCGGGGAAACGGGCAACAUGACCCUCACCCCAAGCAGUGCACUCAGAAGUGAUCAAAAUGAAGGUGAAGAUAAACAGGCGGAAGAUCCUAAAUCUGCAACUGAUGACACGAAAGAGGAUAACCGUCCAGUGGCCGAUGUCACGGGAAGUAGCAACAGGGAAGAAAAGGCGAGUGGCACAGAUGAGCAGAAGGUGGAAGCGAGCACAGGUGGCGUUGUAACCCCCCUCAUCGAUGCGGCUACACCAGCCGUUGAGCCUUCCAUCUCCAGAGGCCAAAUCCUCCCGUUGAGCCAGGCGCACGCAAAGGAGGACCCCACAGAAGAAGCAGAAAAGCAAACGAUCAGUGAUAUCACGGCCAACAUUUUAAAGAGCUACGAAUUUAGCCAAUACAACUACCCCCCCGCAAACUUGCAAAAUACACUAUGGAUAUCGCGUAAAAACACUCUUGGAAGUUUAUUAAACAUAAGAAAAGACUCCAACACGUUACUACUAAAUCGAUUAAAAGGUAAGAGAAGCCUUAAUUUGAAAGAAGAUUUGAAUAUUUUGGCCACUAACUUUUUUAAUAGCAAAAAGGAAGCGAGAAAAAGUGAAAGCGAUAUUAACAAAAAAAUUCAGCUUUUGCUACGAGAAAAAUCAGGCAUGAUUAAAAAUGAAAGUUUAAAAAAAUUAAAUAAAAAAGAAGGAAAGGGGUACUCAGUAGAUAAGGAAUACAUUACUAAAUAUUUUGUCGACUUGUACCUGUCUGACGAUAAGCUAAAGAAAAUGGUGCACUCACUGCAGACAAGGCACAUCAUACGAAAUAGCAUUAUCAGUGGCAAUAUUAUACAAGUGCUGAAUAUCCUAGAAGAGGAGUACGCAGAUUUAUUGACCAACGAGAAGGGAAGCUUUCACAUUGCCAUGUUGUACACACAACAGCUGAUAGAGAUAUUGAAGCCCAAUAAAAAAUUUAUUAAAAAAAUUUCUUUAAGAAAGAAAAAAUGUAAAAAAUUGGGAUCCUAUGAUAUAGAAGAUGAUUUGCUCAGCGAAACGAGUUACAAAACGUAUGACACUUUAAGUGAUGACCACUUUUAUGAUGACAUCAAAACGGAUUGCGGGUCUUCCGAUAGUCUACUUUGUGAGAGCUCCAACGAGGAGUAUAACAGGCACAAGGACAUAGUGCUGAAAUUGGAGAAGCUCAACAGAAGAGGGGGCAACCUCGAGAGUGUUAAGAGAAAGGAGACACUAGGAAGUUGUCACAAACAGCGUCGUAAGAAGUUAGUAGAGCAUCGCGCGAGAGGUAGCGACAAAAGUUGCGACAGCAAUGGGGAUAGUACUGAUGACAAGGGGGACAGCAGCGUAAACAGCGGUGAUAACAUGGUGAAGGGAUGUUCUGAGAAGGGCCAAGCAACAGGAUCUUCAAGCAAUGGAAAGGGACAGCCGUUUGACCCCUCCAACGCGAAAAAGGAAGAAGCAAGUAAGGAAGAUGAAGAACUUACGCGGAACGCAGGGGAUGACAGAAAUGCAGACCUCGCGAAUCACCCCAAAACGCAGGAAGGGAAGGGAAUAGACACUACAGAGAUGAAUGAAACUUCGAAGAGAAAUUCCCAACUAAACGAUAAUGACCUUGUGAAGGAAAAAAAAAUCGAGAGAAUGAUAUACAGAAGCAUGAGAUCAAAUUACGAUGAAGAGUUUUUUGAAACCAACAACUUGCAAGAAGAGUAUGAACAGCAUUAUAACAAAUUGUCCAAAGAGUAUGAAUUUUUUGAGGAGGAUAAUCCAUACAAUAAUAAAAAUAGAAAACAAUAUUUUAGAAAAGAGACAUUUGGAAAAAAGAGGUACCCAAAGAAGGCGCACACAUUUUCAAGCUCAGGUGACGAUGAUAAUAGCACCUCUGAUGGCGACAGUAAUGACUCCAACUUUAAUGAAGAAAAGCAUUACGAAUUUAAUGACAUAAAUUUUGAUGAGAUAUAUCAAUACAUAUAUAAAAAUAAAUCGCCAAAUAGUGAAGACGUAAAAUUUAAAAAAGAUCAUUUGUAUUUAGCCCUGUUAUGGAUUCGAGAAAAAUUGUCCCAUUUUAACAAAUCGAGACAGGUGAAUGUGCGCCAGUGUAUCCUAGACACGACUUCGCUCAUUGCUUAUCAUAAGCCAUACAAGGAGAGACUCGUUCGCAUGUUCUUCUCGAAGAACAGAAAUUUGCUGACUUUCAGUUCUGUCAACGAGGGUAUACUAGGUCUAUGUCUGAAGGUCCCCGUGUACUCCCCCCUGGAAAUUAUGGUGAAGCAUCUCAUACUGUGUAGAAACUUGCUACGAGAGAAAAAAGGAAACAUCGGGAUCAAGUACGACUGCCGCUACGUGUGUCAGCCGUACAAACGAUACAUGAUUAAAGUUAAAAAUAACAAAAAGAAGAGAAGAUACUUUAAGGAAGCAACAAAGCAAAAGAAUGAGAAGGGAUCGCUAAAUGGAAAAAUUAUUGAAGAUAACAGGUUAUCCAUUUUUUAG
Messenger RNA from Plasmodium fragile, 7404 nucleotides. RefSeq lists its product as uncharacterized. Bases 1 to 7404 code for a protein of 2467 amino acids. The record is from RefSeq and is a predicted model, not a curated record. NCBI's taxonomy places the organism in Eukaryota, Apicomplexa, Aconoidasida, Haemosporida, Plasmodiidae. The transcript is spliced from 2 exons. Gene Ontology annotation, molecular function: protein binding.